Messenger RNA from Prorocentrum cordatum, 456 nucleotides. The record is from the annotation of a GenBank genome assembly. NCBI's taxonomy places the organism in Eukaryota, Dinophyceae, Prorocentrales, Prorocentraceae.
AUGAAGACGGCGGUGCUGCGCGGCUUCGCCCGACGCGGCCUUUGCUGUGCUGGGUUCGCGGCGCUGGUGGAGCAGGCGGGGUCUCUCGUCGUUGGCCAGGCGGUGGUAGGCCUCAUGCCGAAGGAGCGGAGGCUGUUCGACUCCGUGGUGGACGACGGCUUCAGCCUCGCGCAGGUGGUCGCCCGGCAGCUGGACGAGUCGGAUAUGGAGCCGAUGGAUUGCAGCACGUACGUCUGGCGGGAGGAAUUCAGGGACGCGCUCGUAGAGGAGGACUGGGACUUCGAGCGCUUCCAGGAAGAGUACCUGGCGGACUUCGUCGCGGUCUGCAAGGACGCCCGCGAGGAGCACCGGGUUGAGAGACUACCCGACGAGGAGCUGAAGACGCUCGCGCUCGCGAGGCGGCGGUCCCAGACGGGCCUCGACGACGAGGGCGCCUCCCACUGGGACAGGGACUGA